AUGGAAACAAGUACGACGAUUUUGGACCAAGCGAAUUAUUGGUUUCCUGACUCGGAGGAUAAAUUAUUCUUGAGAAAUGUUGUCCAAGUUUUUGAAUUCAUCGCCCAUCCAACGAUUCAAAUUCAAUUCUACAUUGCUAUAAUUGGUCUAAUUAUUACAUUUUUUCAUUUAAUAAUUUUAAAAAGAAAAUCGAUAAUGACAACAUCUGUAAUUUCAAUUAUGAUUGGAAUUGGUCUUUGUGAUUUUGUUGCAAUGAUUGCGACAAUCAUUUAUUCUUGGAUUAUUUAUAAUGAGGAUGAUGAUAAUCCAUGCCUCCGUCCAUUCUCCGAAAACCAAUUGUACAUUUUUUGGAUUUUCAUAAAUAUUCGAGAACUUGUCCGAAGAACUUCCACAUGGCUAGGAGUGCUCCUAGCCCUUGUCAGAUAUAUAAAUUUAAAAUUUUGCACCCAAACGAAAUUCCAACACUAUGCAUUCCCCUUAUACGGUUUCCGUUCCUCUAUUAAUUGUUUUCUGGCCAGUAUCCCCUUUUCCAUAAUCUAUUAUUUUCGUUAUAAUAUUAUUUACAAUGGCAACUGGAAUCCACCGAAAGAUUGUGGAAUUGUGAAUAACGAAACGACUCCAGUACCUUCAUAUAUUCAAAUUCCAUCUGCUCUGUUUACAGAAUUCAAUGGGAUUUUUGGGAAAAUUUAUAUGUUUUUAAAUGGAGUUGCUUCCAAAAUUUUACCAUGUAUUUUGUUGCCAUUGUUGACUUUUUUAUUGAUUAAUGAGAUCAAAAAAACGGAUCGAGGGAGGAUGAUGACUGGAAGUUUUAUGAAAAAGAGAAAAGCCGACAAAACGACAUCGCUUGUAAUUUUCAUGACAUGCACAUUUUUCAUCGUCGAGUUUCCCUCUGGAAUUGUUGUGGUACUCCAGGUGGCAUUCACCGAACUUGGAUAUUUGUAA
Messenger RNA from Caenorhabditis briggsae, 942 nucleotides. Gene Ontology annotation, molecular function: G protein-coupled peptide receptor activity. The transcript is spliced from 4 exons. Bases 1 to 942 code for a protein of 313 amino acids. Gene Ontology annotation, cellular component: membrane. NCBI's taxonomy places the organism in Eukaryota, Metazoa, Nematoda, Chromadorea, Rhabditida, Rhabditidae. The record is from RefSeq and is a predicted model, not a curated record.